GUAAGAUGCAGGCGGUUGUUGGGGCUAUCGGCACCAGAGGGCAGACGAGCAAGGUCGGAUGCAGGCGGCUGGUUGGGGCUAUUGACACUGGAGUGCAGACGAGCAAGGUGAGCAUUUUCCUGGCAGUAAGAAUCAGGUGGUACUUGUGGCGCCUUGUAAUUUUGGUGAAUCUAAGCACAUCCUUUGUCAUUUGCUUUUUUUCCGGUGGUGCACAAGCUGACAAGCGUCAGCAGAAUGGGAAGGAGGUCUUUGCAGUAAGAGUGGCCAUCCGUAUUGCCAGAGGAGCAGAACCACGGGUCGAGGAGCGGAGCGACAAGGUCAAGUGCUUUGGUCGGAUGCAGGCGGUUGUUGGGGCUAUCGACACCGGAGUGCAAACGAGCAAGAUGAUAGACGUCUUCUUCUUCCUCUUCCUCUUUGCUGUGUGGAUGGUGGCCUUUGGAGUGGCCAGGCAAGGCAUCCUGAGGAAGAACGAGCACCGCUGGGAGCGGAUCUUCCGAUCGGUCAUCUACGAGCCCUACCUGGCCAUGUUUGGCCAGUACCCUGAUGAUGUGGAUGGUACCACCUACAACUUUGACCGCUGCACCUUUUCUGGGAACGAGUCCAAGCCCCUGUGUGUGGAGCUGGAUGCCAACAACCAGCCCCGCUUUCCCGAGUGGAUCACCAUUCCCCUUGUCUGCAUUUCCAUGCUCUCAACCAACAUCCUCCUCGUGAACCUGCUCGUGGCCAUGUUUGGUUACACGGUUGGAUCAGUGCAAGAGAACAACGACCAGGUGUGGAAGUUCCAGCGUUACUUCCUGGUGCAGGAAUACUGCAGUCACCUGACCAUCCCCUUCCCUUUCGUCAUCUUUGCCUACGUGUUCAUGGUGCUGAGGAAGUGUUUCAAGUGCUGCUGUCAGAAGGAAAGCAAAGAGCCAUCCAUUUGUCCAUCUGCCUCCGUCCUGCUCGUGUCCCACCUGCCUGUGUCUCCUGUUCGUCUCGGAUCCGCUCUGCUCACCACCUGCUUCCCUCCAGCGGCCCUGCCCUGA
This is a messenger RNA of Myiozetetes cayanensis, 1025 nucleotides long. RefSeq names its product transient receptor potential cation channel subfamily M member 8-like. The transcript is spliced from 8 exons. NCBI's taxonomy places the organism in Eukaryota, Metazoa, Chordata, Aves, Passeriformes, Tyrannidae. The record is from RefSeq and is a predicted model, not a curated record. Gene Ontology annotation, biological process: calcium ion transmembrane transport. Gene Ontology annotation, molecular function: ligand-gated calcium channel activity. The annotation marks the transcript as partial.